Aphanomyces invadans is the source of this 615-nucleotide messenger RNA. RefSeq lists its product as hypothetical. Gene Ontology annotation, cellular component: extracellular region. The record is from RefSeq and is a predicted model, not a curated record. The coding region runs from base 52 to 501 and encodes 149 amino acids. Lineage: Eukaryota; Oomycota; Saprolegniomycetes; Saprolegniales; Verrucalvaceae. The transcript has a single exon.
GUGUGAUUGGCCGGCCAAGUCACUUUGGCUCUUGCCACGUCUUGAACAACGAUGGUUCGCUCGGUCGUCGUGGCGCUUCUUCCUGUCAUCGUGUCUGCCGCCCUGUGCACGGAAACAGACUUCAUGCCCCUCACGACGGUGCUCGUCGCGUGUGCGACAGUGUCUGGUAUGCCACCCACCGCACUCCAAAGCACGCCAUCGACGGGAGACAUUGCCAGGUUGUGCCAGUUCCCGCAAUGCAAGGGAUUUUUCAUGUCUCUGGCAUCCCUAAAAUGCAACGACGCCAAUGGCGUCCCGCUUGCGUCGUCCAGCGGCGUGUGCAAUGGGGUUGUCGCUGGCCCAGCCGCCUCAACGACCAAACCAUCGACAGGAUCAUCCCCUUCAACGACGGUUGCAGGCACUACAACCAGCGCCCCGAAACCUUUCGCGACCAGCUCUGGCCUUGUGGCUGUUGCGUCGGCUUGUGCACUUGCUGUGGUGGCUGCCGCCGUGAACUUGUAGUUUAUAACAACCUGCACAAUCGAGUGGAUGUAUCUGUGAUAUUCGCCGUUCACCAUGUUGAUCCAUCUACGCCCAAGAUAUACGAUUGUAUCGAGGAGUGGGGUCCUGGACGAC